Australozyma saopauloensis is the source of this 276-nucleotide messenger RNA. RefSeq names its product mitochondrial 37S ribosomal protein uS19m. The transcript has a single exon. The coding region runs from base 1 to 276 and encodes 91 amino acids. Gene Ontology annotation, molecular function: RNA binding; structural constituent of ribosome. Gene Ontology annotation, cellular component: mitochondrial small ribosomal subunit; ribosome; cytosolic small ribosomal subunit. The record is from RefSeq and is a predicted model, not a curated record. Lineage: Eukaryota; Fungi; Ascomycota; Pichiomycetes; Serinales; Metschnikowiaceae. Gene Ontology annotation, biological process: ribosomal small subunit assembly; translation.
AUGAGAGCUGCCUUCACGCUUCUCAAAGGAAGAUCCGCAUGGAAAGGUCCUCACGUUGUUCCUCUUCCUAUUGCUGAGGCAAUGAAAACCGGAGCACCAAUCAGAACAAAUGCUCGGAGCUGUACAAUCCUUCCGCAGUUUGUGGGUUUGAGAUUCCAAGUCCACAACGGAAAAGACUACGUGGACGUGGAAAUCACCGAUGAAAUGGUUGGCAACAAAUUGGGUGAGUUUGCUAUGACCAGAAAGAAGUUUGUCUACAAAUACUCCAAGAACUAG